AUGAGAAACCUCGAAGAGGAGCAUAUUGCCGCACAAAUUGCUCAGUACUAUGAAGGUCUCUUCACGUCUGGAAUCAACACGGCAUCGAGGGAGGAAAUUAGUGCCAUUGUCAGAGAAGCGGUCUCCCCAUGCAUUACUACUGAGAUGAAUAAUCUACUGACUAUGAUCCCAUCUUUUUGUGAGAUCCGAACUGUAGUAUUCUCGAUACAUCCGGAUAAAGCACCGGGACCGGAUGGUUUCUCGGCGAGUUUUUUUCAGUCAAAUUGGGACACAAUUGGCCAAGCUAUCAGCAAGGAAGUUCAGGAGUUCUUCUCCUCCGGUGAAAUGAGAACCUCGACAAAUCAUACCUUUGUCCGGCUCAUUCCUAAGAUCUCAGGACCGAAACUCGUUGCAGACUACAGACCUAUCGCUCUGAGCAAUGUCACUUAUAAGAUCAUAUCCAAACUGCUCUCUCUUUGUCUGAAACCUAUCCUGCAGAGUAUUAUUAGCGAGACACAGUUGGCUUUUAUCAAAGAUCGAGCAAUUUCAGACAAUGUUCUUAUAACACAUGAGCUGCUGCACUUCCUCAAGAUCUCAGAAGCAAAGAAAAAUUGUUCUAUGGCGGUUAAAACUGAUAUGAGUAAGGCGUACGACCGCCUCGAGUGGGAUUUCAUCAGAAUUGUGUUUACAGAGUUCGGUUUCAGUGAAGUGUGGGUAGAAUGGAUAAUGACAUGUAUUACCACUGUAUCUUACUCCUUUCUGCUUGAUGAUUCGGCUCAUGGUCAUGUCACGCCUUCUCGAGGGAUCCGGCAGGGAGAUCCCCUAUCACCAUACAUUUUUAUAAUGUGUGGAGAAGUCCUAUCGGGACUAUGUCGUAAAGCGCAUGCUAGUGGACGUAUGACGGGAUUACGAGUUGCUACAAAGGCUCCUAGGAUCAAUCACUUGCGUUUCGCCGAUGAUACGAUGUUCUUCUUACAGACGGAUGAGGAAAGUUGUUCUACACUGCAGGCUAUUCUACAUAAGUAUGAGACAGUUUCCGGACAAAUGAUAAACUCUACCAAAUCUUCUAUCACUUUCUCUUCGCAAACCCCGCAGGAGACACGACUCCUUGUCCAAUCUUACCUCGGGAUCGAACAAGAAGGUGGUAUGGGGAAACUUGUGAUGCUAAAAGCUGUCCUCUCAGAAAUACCAACAUAUGCUAUGACGUGUUUCCAGUUACCAGUCAGCCUCUGUAACCGAAUUCAAUCGGCACUCACAAGGUUUUGGUGGGAUUCACUUGAAGGCAAAAAGAAAAUGUGUUGGGUAUCUUGGGAUAGAAUCACAAGACCCAAAGAUAUGGGUGGGCUGGGAAUAAGGGAUAUUCAACUCUUCAAUACAGCCCUUCUAGCAAAGCAAGCUUGGAGAAUAAUCUCAAAACCAGAAGGUCUCCUAGUGCGAGUACUUAAAGGGAAAUACUGCACGAAAAAAUCCUUCCUCACGGUAACUUUACCUAAGGAUUGUUCCCAUGGCUGGAGAGGUAUUAUUGCUGGAAGAGACCUACUGGUUUUGAAACUGGGAGCAGUGUUUGGAAAUGGAGAAACUAUUAGUGUUUGGAAAUCUCCUUGGCUUAGUACGAUUAGCCCAAAAACACCUUAUGGACAGCCCCCAGAAAAGUAUCAAGAUUUGGUUGUGGCUGAUCUGUUAACGCGGGAAACUAAGGAGUGGAAUAUCCCAUUGAUAGAAAAGGUCUUCCCACUGUUGGUUGAUGAGAUUACAGUUCUCAAACCUGGUAUAACAGGAGGGUCGGAUGGUUAUGCUUGGUUGGGAGCACGUUCUGGAAUAUACUCCACACGAACUGGCUAUUUUGCGGCGGUAGAGCAUUACCAGAAUCCUCCAACGGUAGCACUAGUACCUGACUGGAAGAAACUCCUCUGGUCAGGAAGAGUAUCACCCAAGUUACAAUUGUUUCUUUGGAAAAUAACACAGGGAGCUCUCCCCACGGGAGCUAACCUACAGCAGCGAGGAUUACUGCAGCAUACCAAUUGUGUAAGGUGUGGAGAGUUGGAGACAGUAGAUCAUAUUUUCUUACACUGUGACUUCGCUCAAAAAGUAUGGUCUUUACCUCUGUUUAAGAACCGUUUUGACGCUGGAGCUUGUCCUGCUUUCAUUGAGGCCUUGAAGAUCGGGAAGCUAGCAACCUGUCUUCCUCCUUUUGGUAUUACUUCAGACAUCUUUCCAUGGGUGUGUUGGUUUAUUUGGAUUGCGAGGAACCACUUAGUUUUUGAAGGGAAAGUCUUUACCCCAGAAGAUACUUUAACAAAGGCGAUGAGAGGAGCAAGAGAAUGGAAUAUGGCCCAACCAGAGACUACAAGAAAGCACCAGUACCCUCCUCCUCCUAACGGACCAUUGGUCAAUCCCGACCUGGAUGAUCUAAUGCUCUGUUACUCAGAUGCAGCAUGGCGGACAGAUGUUAACCUGGCAGGUUUCGGUUGUGUUUUUAAAUCAAGAUCAGGAGUUAUUGACUACCAGACAAGUCGGGUGGAACGCCACGUUUCUUCAUCACUCACUGCGGAAGCUUUAGCCCUUCGAUGGGCAUUACUUACAGCCCAAGCACGGGGCUACUCUAGAAUCUGUUUCAACACAGAUUGUCAAUCGCUCUUAGCAGCAAUUUCGUCAAAGACUCCUCCGGCUGAUCUCUACGGGAUUAUCCAGGACAUCGACCAACUAUCGCUCUGUUUUACCUCUGUUUCUUUUAAUUUCGUUGCUAGACUUUCAAAUUCAGCAGCUGAUCAGCUUGCUAAGUUCGCACUAUGUAAUGCUACUUCAUCUAUUUCUCCUUCGGAGGCUUGA
Brassica napus (rape) is the source of this 2808-nucleotide messenger RNA. RefSeq lists its product as uncharacterized. The record is from RefSeq and is a predicted model, not a curated record. Bases 1 to 2808 code for a protein of 935 amino acids. Gene Ontology annotation, molecular function: nucleic acid binding; RNA-DNA hybrid ribonuclease activity. NCBI's taxonomy places the organism in Eukaryota, Viridiplantae, Streptophyta, Magnoliopsida, Brassicales, Brassicaceae. The transcript is spliced from 3 exons.